Messenger RNA from Mycotypha africana, 1704 nucleotides. Its product is annotated as protoporphyrinogen oxidase. NCBI's taxonomy places the organism in Eukaryota, Fungi, Mucoromycota, Mucoromycetes, Mucorales, Mycotyphaceae. Bases 1 to 1704 code for a protein of 567 amino acids. Gene Ontology annotation, biological process: heme biosynthetic process. Gene Ontology annotation, cellular component: mitochondrial inner membrane. The transcript has 3 exons. Gene Ontology annotation, molecular function: protoporphyrinogen oxidase activity, oxygen as acceptor. The record is from RefSeq and is a predicted model, not a curated record.
AUGACUGUAGCAAUUUUAGGUGGUGGUAUAUCAGGUCUAUCAGCCGCUUAUUAUCUAGCUAGAUUUGCACCUCCUACUACCAAGAUUCUUCUUAUCGAGGGUAAAAACCGCGUGGGUGGUUGGAUUCAAAGUCAAAGAGUAGCACCAGGAAACUACGACUUUAAGAAUAAUAUGCCCCAGGAAAGUGAAGAUAAAGAUGAUAUAUUAUUUGAGUCAGGUGCAAGAAGCUUACGUCCUAAAGGAGUCAAUGGUGCUAUCAUGCUAGAAAUGAUUCACCAUUUGAAACUCCAUGAGGAUGAUAACCUUCUAUGUGUACCAAAGACUGACCCUUCGGCCCAACACCGUUAUAUCUAUUAUAAGGAUAAAAUCAACACUGUGCCUACGGGAAUCGCCUCACUUUUAACCCACAAGCCGCCGCCUGUUUUCAAAUCUGUUAUUUCAGCUGGCAUUUUAGAGCUCUUCCGUCCUUCACGCUUCAACUCGCAAGGAGAACUCAAGGACCCAAACGGCGCAGAUGAAACUAUAUAUGCAUUCAUGAAGAGACGAUUUAACGAACACACAGCUAUUAAUUUGCUGGGGGCUUUAGGACACGGUAUUUAUGCCGGCGAUAUUAAAGAGUUGUCGGUAAAAUCCACCAUGCGUUUCUUAUAUGAAGCAGAAAGGGUUCACGGUAGCGUCGUUAAAAGCAUGAUAUUAGGCAAUAAGAACACCGGCAGUAUGAGAGAGAGAGGUCUUGCGGUGAGAAGCAGGAAUGCCGACCCUGAAUGGUUUGGAAAAAUGGAGAAAAACAGUGUGAUUGGAUUCAGAGAUGGAUUAGAAAGCCUACCGCGAAAACUGAGAGCUUGGUUGGAAAAUUGUCCUAAUGUUGAAAUACUCACUGGUGAACCUGUUGAAUCUAUCCAGACUGUAUCUCAUGACCAAGAAAUUAAGAUUAAAACAAAAUCAAAAGAUAUCUUUGCAGAACACGUCAUAUCGACACUUCCCUCUAUCGACUUGAAAAAAACACUCCAACAAAAACCUCUACCUCAUCUGUGUCAUAACCCCUCCGUUGAUGUUGCUGUUGUUAACAUGGCUUACUCUCCUGAGGAAGCAACACUCAAAUACGAUGGCUUCGGUUUCUUAACUCCUCAUCGAGAUACCAAAUAUCCUAUGCCCCUUCCUGGUACCCUUGGCGUUAUUUUUGAUUCUAACGCGUUAAAAGGUCAAGAUACCAAAAAAUGCGUGAAAUUAACCGCGAUGAUGGGUGGUAGUGAUUGGAAAGAUGCAUUUGGCAACGUGCCUAUUGAUCAACUUGAUCCUAAAGACGCAUAUGACUAUGCUCGUAAAGUAAUGGAUACUUACUUGGGUAUUCGUGCUGACCCAACGCACUCUUUGGUCAAUCUGUCAAAGCAAUGUAUUCCUCAAUAUUUAGUGGGUCAUGAAAGCCGUAUGCUAGAAUUACAUCAUGCAGUGAAGGCCAAUUAUGGCCAUCUCAUGAGUCUUACAGGCGCUAGUUACCUAGGCCCAAGUGUACCUGAUUGUAUCAAGCAUAGCCGCAUGCUAGUGGAAGAAUUACUAGUAUCAGGUGCAUUAGCUACUGACAAAAGCCGCCGUCAAAAGGUGGUGACCGGCCUUGGUAAAACGGUAGAAGGUAAUAAUACCGAUGAAAUCAAGGACAGCGAAAGAAUAAGUAAGGGCAAUCUCAAUGUCAUUAUGAAUGCUUGA